ACUCCGCCCACUCGUGACGUCUGCGCAAAUAGGAAGAGGACAGCAUGAAGGCGGACUGGCUGUUGUUGUGUCUGUUUAGUCAAUGACAGGUCAAUGUUGAUCGCGUUUGAAUGGCAGAAUCAAACAGUUGGAGGUCUCACCGGGAGUCCGACGGGAACAGAUCGAUUCCGAACGGCGACGACGCGCGCAAUGUCCGGGAAACCGGAGUACAGACCGAUGCCAAAGUACAAGGUCAGGGACCUCGACUGUCCAAAGCCAACCUCUUCACACUGUUGAGCCUAUGGAUGGAGCUUUUCCCAAAGAGAGAAGUCUGUCAACAAGAAAACGAUGCAGCUGGAGUCAGUGGUCUUGUGGUGGUCCACGAGAGCAGGGUUUUGGGUCUGCAUUGCUCCAGUGCUCAGUUACACGCAGGACAGGUGGCUGUGGUCAAACAUGGACCCAGACUGAAAAACUGUGAGCUCUACUUCUCCCGAAAACCCUGUUCAACCUGCCUAAAGAUGCUCAUCAAUGCUGGAGUGAGCCGUAUCUCCUACUGGCCCGGUGAUGCUGAGCUCAGCCUGCUGUCUGAGAGCCUCCAUCACAGCAGCUCCUCGCCUCUUCAGGAAGCCAUUCUGGACGCCACCGCAGCAGAACGCCUGAAGUCCAACAGCAGACCUCACAUCAGCGUGCUCCUGCAGCCCCUGGACUGCACCGUCCUGCAGUUCCUGGACGAAACCUCACAAAACGCAGACUUUCUUGGAAAGAUCGCUGCAGACAAUCCGGAGCGGGACAUUGGAGAUAUCUACCGGAGGGAAUUUUGGAACAACUCGGACAACUUCUCAGAGAAGUUUUUCAUAAGCGACGAGGAGCGGCAUAAGUAUGUGCUGAACAAGAUGGGGCUGGAGAACUUUUGCAUGGAACCAAAUUUUAGCAACCUGAGGCAGCAUAUGAGGAAUCUGAUACGGAUCCUGGCGUCUGUGGCCUCUAGUGUUCCCGCUCUUCUAGAAGAUUAUGGUUUCUUCAUGAGGGAGCCUGUUGGGAUGCGUUCUCCAGCUUUACCUCAGGAUGUCAUACGACACUGUGUCAUACAGGCUCGCUUACUGGCGUGUAGAACAGAGGAUCCUAAAGUUGGAGUCGGUGCAGUUAUUUGGGCAGAGGGAAAUCAGUCACAAUGUGAUGGCACGGGCCAGCUUUAUCUAGUGGGCUGCGGAUACAACGCUUAUCCAGUGGGCUCACAGUACGCAGAGUAUCCUCAGAUGGACCACAAGCAGGAGGAAAGACAGAACCGGAAAUACAGAUACAUCCUUCACGCAGAGCAGAACGCGCUCACGUUUAGGAGCGCGGAGAUCAAAGCAGAGGAGAACACCAUGAUGUUUGUGACCAAGUGCCCGUGUGACGAGUGCGUCCCUCUGAUUGGCUGCGCUGGAAUAAAGCAGAUCUACACCACUGACCUGGACAGCAACAAAGUCAAACACGACAUCUCCUACCUCAGAUUCAACAAGCUCAACGGCGUCCAGAAGUUCAUCUGGCAGCAGAGAUCUUCCAUUAGAAACACUUCAGAACAAGAUGCUCUCCCUACAGCAAAUGGUUGCUUUAAACGAAGAGACGAGGAAAGCAGUUUUCAGUGCAAUAAAAGACUGCGAUCUUAGAUGAGAUUUUAAAAGCUGCUCUUCUGUCUGGAUGGCAGAAACGUUUUCAGAUAUACAGUAAUUAAUACUGUACAUCAAACUGUCCAAGACCCUGAUGAUGAAGAACAUUUGAACCUGCCAUCCUCAUAUGCUGCAUGAUCCAAAUCAGCAAAGUGUUUUACGUUUAGCGUGCUGUAAAUGCAUUUCAGAAACCAGAUUUGGUUUUUAUAAUUGCGCAUUAAUUGUCAAAUUGACAAGAUAACCAGAUUAUCAUGCGUUCGUGUGAAAUAUAUUUAUUCAAAAUGGAGAAUUUCAUUUACAGAGCACAAAUUUGCACUACUGUAUUUUUUGGCGGGAAAAAAAGGAGUCAGUAAUGCUGCUAAUGCUUCACUUGGACUUUAUUGAUACGGUACUUUUAGCAUUUCAGAUGGAAACUGCACCGGUGUUUGUAGUAGGAAAGAUUUUGACUUCAAAUUGUGAACACACAGUUUGGCAUUUUCAAAAGUAAAGGCUGACAGAUAUUCAAUAAAUGUGGCUCAGACGGAUUUUAGAGUUGAAAACAGUUGCCUUAAGAGAACAGAAAUGUGUUAUUCUUCGCUCUACAGGCGACAGAUUCAAACCUCAAACCAGAUUUCAUCCCGUACAAAACAUCAUAAAAAAAAAUCAACUGAAUCAAUCAACCAUACAGGAAAAAGAAUCAAAUUUAAUGAGUUUUCUUCAACAGCAUAACUCAAAUAUAGUGAGUUAAAGAGGUUCAUUGCUUAAUCAAGCUAAAUAUGCUCAAUCAGAACAUAUUCAAAACAAUAAAAACAAAUUAAGCUCCCCCUUCCAAUAUCUUCUCAAAUAAUAAUAAAAAGAACAAAAAGGCA
Molecule: messenger RNA, 2476 nt
Organism: Danio aesculapii
Lineage: Eukaryota; Metazoa; Chordata; Actinopteri; Cypriniformes; Danionidae
Gene: cdadc1
Product: cytidine and dCMP deaminase domain containing 1
Exons: 9
Coding region: 111-1628 (505 amino acids)
Molecular function (GO): hydrolase activity; zinc ion binding
Source: RefSeq, a predicted model, not a curated record